Molecule: messenger RNA, 8467 nt
Organism: Cebus imitator (Panamanian white-faced capuchin)
Lineage: Eukaryota; Metazoa; Chordata; Mammalia; Primates; Cebidae
Gene: TRIM33
Product: tripartite motif containing 33
Exons: 20
Coding region: 118-3501 (1127 amino acids)
Molecular function (GO): zinc ion binding; protein binding
Source: RefSeq, a predicted model, not a curated record
UCUCUCGCUCGCUCUCGGCUGCCGCUCUUGCUGCGGCUGCGGCUGGGGCUGGGGGCGGCGGCGGCGACGCGGGCGGCGGGCGGCGCGGGGCGGUCCGGCGGGUUCAAAGAGGAAAACAUGGCGGAAAACAAAGGCGGCGGCGAGGCUGAGAGCGGCGGCGGGGGCAGCGGCAGCGCGCCGGUAACUGCCGGGACCGCCGGGCCCGCGGCGCAGGAGGCGGAGCCGCCUCUCGCCGCGGUGCUGGUGGAGGAGGAGGAGGAGGAAGGCGGCAGGGCCGGCGCGGAGGGCGGCGCGGCCGGGCCCGACGACGGGGGGGUGGCCGCGGCCUCCUCGGGCUCGGCCCAGGCUGCUUCAUCCCCUGCGGCCUCAGUGGCCCCUGGAGUUCCCGGGGGCGCGGUAUCGACGCCGGCUCCAGCUCCAGCUUCGGCUCCCGCUCCGGGUCCCUCCGCGGGGCCGCCUCCUGGACCGCCAGCCUCUCUCCUGGACACCUGCGCCGUGUGUCAGCAGAGCUUGCAGAGCCGGCGUGAGGCGGAGCCCAAGCUGCUGCCCUGUCUUCACUCCUUCUGCCUGCGCUGCCUGCCCGAGCCGGAGCGCCAGCUCAGCGUGCCCAUCCCGGGGGGUAGCAACGGCGACAUCCAGCAAGUUGGUGUAAUACGGUGCCCAGUAUGCCGCCAAGAAUGCAGACAGAUAGACCUUGUGGAUAAUUAUUUUGUGAAAGACACAUCUGAAGCUCCUAGCAGUUCUGAUGAAAAAUCAGAACAGGUAUGUACUAGUUGUGAAGACAAUGCAAGUGCAGUUGGCUUUUGUGUAGAAUGUGGAGAGUGGCUGUGUAAGACAUGUAUUGAAGCACAUCAAAGAGUAAAAUUUACUAAAGAUCACUUGAUCAGGAAGAAAGAAGAUGUCUCAGAGUCUGUUGGAGCAUCUGGUCAACGCCCUGUUUUCUGCCCUGUACACAAACAAGAACAGUUGAAACUUUUCUGUGAAACAUGUGAUAGGCUGACAUGUAGAGACUGUCAGCUAUUGGAACACAAAGAACAUAGGUACCAGUUUUUGGAAGAAGCUUUUCAAAAUCAGAAAGGUGCAAUUGAGAAUCUACUGGCUAAACUUCUUGAGAAGAAGAAUUAUGUUCAUUUUGCAGCUACUCAGGUGCAGAAUAGGAUAAAAGAAGUAAAUGAGACUAACAAACGAGUAGAACAGGAAAUUAAAGUGGCCAUUUUCACCCUUAUCAAUGAAAUUAAUAAGAAAGGAAAAUCUCUCUUACAGCAGCUAGAGAAUGUUACAAAAGAAAGACAGAUGAAGUUACUACAGCAGCAGAAUGACAUCACAGGCCUUUCCCGGCAGGUGAAGCAUGUUAUGAACUUCACAAAUUGGGCAAUUGCAAGUGGCAGCAGCACAGCACUACUGUACAGCAAGCGACUGAUUACUUUUCAGUUGCGUCAUAUUUUGAAAGCACGGUGUGAUCCUGUCCCUGCUGCUAAUGGAGCAAUACGUUUCCAUUGUGAUCCCACCUUCUGGGCAAAGAAUGUAGUCAAUUUAGGUAAUCUAGUAAUAGAGAGUAAACCAGCUCCUGGUUAUACUCCUAAUGUUGUAGUUGGGCAAGUUCCUCCAGGGACAAACCACAUUAGUAAAACCCCUGGACAGAUAAACUUAGCACAGCUUCGACUUCAGCACAUGCAACAACAAGUGUAUGCACAGAAACAUCAGCAGUUACAACAGAUGAGGUUGCAGCAACCACCAGCACCUGUACCUACUACAACAACAACAACACAACAGCAUCCUAGACAAGCAGCCCCUCAGAUGUUACAACAACAGCCUCCUCGAUUGAUCAGUGUGCAAACAAUGCAAAGAGGCAACAUGAACUGUGGAGCUUUUCAAGCCCAUCAAAUGAGACUGGCUCAGAACGCUGCCAGAAUACCAGGGAUACCCAGGCACAGCGGCCCUCAGUAUUCCAUGAUGCAGCCACACCUCCAAAGACAACACUCAAACCCAGGGCAUGCUGGACCCUUUCCCGUAGUAUCGGUACACAACACCACAAUCAACCCAACGAGCCCUACUACAGCAACUAUGGCAAAUGCAAACCGAGGUCCCACCAGCCCAUCUGUUACAGCAAUAGAGCUAAUUCCCUCAGUUACCAAUCCAGAAAACCUUCCAUCGCUGCCAGAUAUUCCACCCAUACAGUUGGAAGAUGCUGGCUCAAGUAGUUUAGAUAAUCUACUAAGUAGAUACAUCUCAGGCAGUCACCUACCCCCACAGCCUACAAGCACCAUGAAUCCUUCCCCAGGACCCUCUGCCCUUUCUCCAGGAUCAUCAGGUUUAUCCAAUUCUCACACACCUGUGAGACCCCCUAGUACAUCUAGUACCGGCAGUCGAGGCAGCUGUGGGUCAUCAGGAAGAACUGCUGAGAAGACAAGUCUUAGUUUCAAAUCUGAUCAAGUGAAGGUCAAGCAAGAACCUGGGACUGAAGAUGAAAUAUGUAGCUUUUCAGGAGGUGUGAAACAAGAGAAAACAGAGGAUGGCAGGAGGAGUGCUUGCAUGUUGAGCAGUCCUGAGAGUAGCUUGACACCACCUCUCUCAACCAACCUGCAUCUAGAAAGUGAGUUGGAUACAUUGGCAAGCCUGGAAAACCAUGUGAAAACUGAACCUGCAGAUAUGAAUGAAAGCUGCAAACAGUCAGGGCUCAGCAGCCUUGUUAAUGGAAAGUCCCCAAUUCGAAGCCUAAUUCACAGGUCAGCAAGGAUUGGAGGAGAUGGCAACAGCAAAGAUGAUGACCCAAAUGAAGACUGGUGUGCUGUCUGCCAAAAUGGAGGGGAUCUCUUGUGCUGCGAAAAAUGUCCAAAGGUCUUUCAUCUAACUUGUCAUGUUCCAACACUACUUAGCUUUCCAAGUGGGGACUGGAUAUGCACAUUUUGUAGAGAUAUUGGAAAGCCAGAAGUUGAAUAUGAUUGUGAUAAUUUGCAACAUAGUAAGAAGGGGAAAACUGCGCAGGGGUUAAGCCCCGUGGACCAAAGGAAAUGUGAACGUCUUCUGCUUUACCUCUAUUGCCAUGAAUUAAGUAUUGAAUUCCAGGAGCCUGUUCCUGCUUCGAUACCAAACUACUAUAAAAUUAUAAAGAAACCAAUGGAUUUAUCCACCGUGAAAAAGAAGCUUCAGAAAAAACAUUCCCAACACUACCAAAUCCCAGAUGACUUUGUGGCCGAUGUCCGUUUGAUCUUCAAGAACUGUGAAAGGUUUAAUGAAAUGAUGAAAGUUGUUCAAGUUUAUGCAGACACACAAGAGAUUAAUUUGAAGGCUGAUUCAGAAGUAGCUCAGGCAGGGAAAGCAGUUGCAUUGUACUUUGAAGAUAAACUCACAGAGAUCUACUCAGACAGGACCUUCGCACCUUUACCAGAGUUUGAGCAGGAAGAGGAUGAUGGUGAGGUAACUGAGGACUCUGAUGAAGACUUUAUACAGCCCCGCAGAAAACGCCUAAAGUCAGAUGAGAGACCAGUACAUAUAAAGUAAAAUGACAUGGAUUAAAAUCAAUUGUUUUUAACAAAAAAAAAAGAAAUAAAACAGAAAACUUUUAAGUGUUGCUGGAAUAUCCUGCCUAUAGUGGGCACCUCCUUGAAGAAGCUGAUAGCUUUUUACACAGUAUUAGAUUGAAAUAAUGGACAGAAACACAUUCUUGUCAAGAAAGGGGGAGAGAACUCUGUUUGCAACUUUAAAAGCAAAAAGCAAAAGUGAAAUGAUUCAAGGAUUUCUGUUUUAAUGAAGAUGAUUCUCUGAUUGUUAGAAAUGACACAUGUUCCCGGGAGGUGGAGGUUGCAGUGAGCCAAGAUCACGCCGCUGCACUCCAGCCUGGCGAAAGAACGAGACUCUGUCUCAAAAAAAAAAAAGAAAGAAAUGGCAAAUGUUGAUGAUUGUGUGGUCUUGAUUGGUGCAGGAUAUUUCGUGUACAAGUAAAUACUUGAGGCUCAUGUCACUUAAUAAAUUUUCUUUUUGGACUAGGUCACACAGUUAUUAAAACAACUUUUAAGCCUCCCCCUUCACACACAUACGUAUCAGGUUGUUUUCUAGUUAAAAAUCCAAGUAGCUCAGAUUCUACUUGAAUGUCAGUGCAGAUGUGCAUUGAAUCAUGCCAUUAUAUUUUUUUCUCAUUUCAUUGCUGUUGGGUUUUAGUUUUUAAAUUGAUAUAAAGAACUCAGCAGUGGUUUUAUGUUCUGCUCAUAUUUAGGGUUAGGAAACACGACCACUAGUUAUCAUUUAAUCAGCUUCAGUGGUCUACUAAAAUAAACAUGGUAACUUUUCAUUAGUGGAUUAUUUAGAGUUACAGUAAUUGUUUCCAGAAAACACUUCCUCACAACUGCACUUCCCAAUCAAAUCAUGUGAUCAUACAGUUAUUCCCAUGAAAGGCAGAAUGUUUGUUUCAAAAUUAAUCUAGUUUUCUGUACAUUUAAAUUUGAUUGAGAAGGUGACAACUGGCCCUUUUCCAGUCUUCCUUCAUGUCAGUUUUCUGAUAGACCACUAUUGGCAAACAGUAUCUGUCAACUACCAAAUGUGUAAAAUUUUCUGUAUUUCACUUUGUCUUAUUUGUAAAUAGUGAACUAAAACUUUUGGCAGAUCAGCAACAUUUGCUGAGCCUGUUUUUUAAGCUAAUGUGUAUUCUUAAUAAUGUUCCUAUCAAGAAUGGAUUUGUAAUAUAUGCUGUCUAUUUCUAAUGUUCACAUUCAUAUUUUGAGGUUCUAUCUUAUUUUAAUAGAGAACAGACUUCUCAAAAGAUCUUCAGAAGCAGCUUAUUGAAAUAUCAAAAUAUUGAAAUAAACCCGGUGGGGUUAGAUUACUCAUCUGUCCACCAAGUGGGACAUUUGCAUGGACUAGGGGCUUAAGGACUUAGAAGAGACCUGUAAGUAAAUCCUGAAAAUGAGCCAAUCCCCACUUGAAUGGUUACUGGAGUAAACCCACCUUUACAACCCCAAUUACAGCACCCGAGGCAGAUAAACCAACUUGGCUCUGGUUCAUUUUUCUUCUCUUCAUCUGUGAUGCUCAGAUUGAAAAUAUGUGUUCUACACUGUUACAGGCUUCUCUUUUGUUUGCCUAAAAAUUUUAGUCCUACUUUUGUAUGGACACAUUAGAAUAUACAGAGACCAAAAUAGUAGAAGAAUUUGCCAUUAGAUAUUUUUAAGAUGUCAGCAGAUUUGUGGCAAAUGAUUUAUUUGCCUUUUUAAAAAUUCAGUUUAAGCAGUUCAGAGAGUAGACUAAGAAAAUUAUUUGACAUAAUUGUCUAAGAGGUCAAUAUUUUUUAGUGCAUAUUGAAUCAAAUAAAGUGCUCUAAAAAUUAUUAUGCAAAUUCCUUUGGGUUGUUUUCUUUUCUUAACAAGGGAUGGGGGUAAACAGGAAUAUGAUUUAGGGUUUCUGGUUGUGUAUUUAAAUAGUAUUGAUUUUAUUAUUGCUAUUGAUUUACUUUAAUCCUGGCUUUUCACUUUUUUUUUUCAAUUUUUAAAAAAUAAUUUAAACCUUUGAAAAUAUACCCAACUGUUUAAAUGUUUUACUCAAAUUUUAAAUUCCUAAGAAAAUUUUUUUAAUAAGAGGGAGAAAAUCAUUUAAAAAUACUUAUGCCUAUGCCUGUUUCCCUCUUUUUUCACAACAUCCAUGAUUUUAGUUUAUAAGUAGACAUAUCUCCAAGGGCACAUUUUUGGAAAGUAAGGAAUAGCAGCAGUAUAACUUCAUUGUGUGAGGCCUUUGAGUUUUAAUAUUUCAUUUUGCUCUUCAAAGGAUCCUUUUCAAAAAAAAUUUGUAGAUAAUGAGUCAUAAAUAGAUUCUGCCAACUGUGGGGAGAAACACACUUUAAGUAAAUAUUUUUUAUUAUUUGGGGCCUUAAAAAAUAAUUGUGUUCCUUUUAAAAAAAAUUACAUGUUAGAUGAGUUUUUAGGUUGUUUUUUUUAUUAUUAUUUUAAGAUUGGUUAAAUCCAUUUAAGAACCACUUUUUUGCCAAUGUUUAAUAGCUUCCAUUUCUUUAAAGAUAAUUUAUACUGCUGAGGAAUUACUAUUAAUAGCUAUCAACAUUGCCACCAUUGAAUUAAGAUAUUCACUUUAGAUUUUUUUAUCAAAGCUUUUUUCUUGCACACUGAUCAUUGUAUUUCUAAGCGAUUUUCUUCAGCUCUAACAUACCUAUGGUUAAAAAGUAUAAAAACUUGAUAUUUAAAUAUGUAUUUCCCUGUUAAUUUAUAUUUUAAAAAUACAAAAUUGAAUAUCUGUCAGUCCCUGAGGGCAGUUUGUUUUUAUACUCUCUCACAUUUGUAUUUGUUGUUUAAAUGGCAGUAUUUUAGAAGAUUUGGAGAAAAGACCACAUAAUAAUGUUUUCUUAAAAGCUUUCAGAGUUUUUGCUGUACUUCAGUUUACUUAUUCCAUCAGAAAAACUAAGAACAAAGUGUUGCUCAGUCUGUUCCACUGACCUAAAUUUGUGUUUUCAGCACUUGCCUCAGCUGAUUCACUGAGUGAAGGAGUUGCUUUAUAAGGCAAAGCGUGUGAAAGUUCUAAAGUAUGGUUAGAUUGUAGAUCGUGCUCUGUAUGGAAACAUCAAACCAUUACUGCAGAGAAAUGGUAAGGUAUUGGAUCCACUAUUUAAAUUAUUAUUUUUGGAUCAACAAGUUGCUACUUUCUGACUUCUGUAUCUUAACAUAAGGGAAUUUUAGGUAAUGCUGAUAAGUCAGUUGUCUCAUUUUUUGUUGUAACAAGUUUUGGAAUUUUUAGUUAAUUGAAAGAAAUGAUUUCAAAUAGAAGUAAAAGGUUUAUAAGUGUGCAAGUUUUAGAUUUAUCAAUUACCUCAGCAGGUAUCCUGCCAUGUAAUUAUUAGUGAUUAGUAUUAAUAAGCUAAUAGAUUCAGGUCUUCCAACUAUGCCCUUGGAUUGUGGCCUACCAUGCAUUAUUAAAUGGUCUCUUACUAUUCAAAACGGGAGUAGAUGCUGUGGCCCCAUCUCCCUUGGCUUUUACAUCCCAUUCCCACCCCCAUUCAUGUACAACAUGUGAAAUAUAAAAAUGUCAUUUCUUGUCAGUGUCAGCACUGCUUAUUUGCAUACUCAGCAUUGGAUCACUGAAUAGUUUUAUAAAAAAUCCACACACCUAACUCCCUUAGUUAAGAAAGAUUCUUAAUUCAUACCAUGAAUUUUUAAUUUCUGUUCCAUCUAUGUUAGUGAUCUGCUGAAGGUGCAAGAUUUUCAAGUGUAAUACAGUUUGAUCAUGUACUGGACCUGGAUAUUUAAUUUUUUUUCUCACAGUUAUCUCCUCCUUGAUAAAGCAAUAACACUGCUUUAAGUCUGUUGCCUAAUAGCAUGUCAGAAUCCUCUCCUGGAUGGUGGUUUUAUAGGAAAGUUUGUAUGCAUAUCACCCAGUCUAUCUUUUAAAAAUUAAGAAAUUUAAAUGUAUGCUGGAAGUAAUGACAAUAUAUUGUGGCAUUUUAUUUUAAAAAUUGGGGAAAGUUGCAUAUUUUUUUAAAAGUAAGUGUUUGAGUAAAAAAAAAAAAUUGAAGGUACUUUUUUAAGGAAAAAAAAUUUAUAUGCCACAGUUUACAUAGACAUUUCAGAUUCAACAUGUACUCUUGAAUAUAAUGGUUUCUUUUACUUGGUCAGAAUGCAUGUAUAGCAUUUCUUUCAUCUUAGUUCCUUGUGUUUGCCUACGUGGUCCUUUAUAUAUUUUUUAUUGUAUCGGAGAAACAAAACUAUCUUCAAAAAUAAGUUAAUUUGGACAUAUAUGUCAUAUCAGAUUACAAAAUGUACAAAAUUAAGUUUAGCCCUUUUCUAGAAAGUGAUCUUUAAAAUUGAAAAUGCUCUUCUUUUACAUUCACCAAGUUUAUAUGUGUGGGAAGGCACCGAAAUGAUUUUGUAAGUGCCACUGUAAUAUUCCCUUUCAAGUGUGGCCUAAAUUUCAAUCUUAAGGAUAGAAUGCAUGUCUGCUCCUGGUCUGAAAAAUGUAGGUAUUUACUACAUUUUAAAAUCAGUGAAACAUAUACAUAAGCUUAUUAAAAAAGAUUUGUGCAAUUUGAAAUCCUGUUAAUUUUAUAUGUAGACAUACCUACACACGAAAGGGUUAAAUUCACAGCCUUACUAGUUCCUUGCUUCCAGUAUUUCAAUUGGUCUCCUCCCCUCGUUAUUAUUACUACUACUACUACUAUUUUUGCACAUAGUUAACUGCCCUUCAAUAUGAUUCUUAAAAAGUGCUGUUUCUGUGGUAUCGUAUUCUCUAAAUAAUCAUAUUUAAUUUUUUAAAACAAGGUUGCAGUUUCUAAUUGUUUCGUUCCUGUGUUUUUGCUGAUGUGUAAUAAAAGCAAGUUUUUUUCUUUUCAUGGUUAUUUAAUACAUUAGCUGCCUGUAAAUAAUUGUUGUUAUAAUGCUCUGGAAUGUGUUGUAGCAGUUGUAUUAGAUUAGUUUUAAACCCUUGUUUGAAAGCCACAUUGUUUUGGUUAUUUCUAUUAAAUUAGAAAAUUGAAAAAGUU